AACCCUAAGAAGAAACACGUGUGAUGGUGUCCAACGGUUAAGCUCCAUCUCCCUCCAGUUGAAUACUGUCACCGUCUGACGCUAAAAGUGCUCGGAGGCCUAAGAGCUAGCCGUUAAUCAGCCAUGGCAAAAGAUAAGAAGGAGAAGAAGAAGAAGAACAACAACAACAACAAGCCGAACAAAGAGUCAGGUCCCUCAACGACGGCGCUAAAGAGCAGUAAACAUGAGGGAGACGGCGGCGGCAACAAGAUCAUCACCGACCCUCGGUUUGCGUCCGUACACUCAGACCCUCGUUUCCAGAAGGUUCCAAUGCAUAAAUCGAAGGUCUCUAUCGAUUCUCGAUUCAACCGCAUGUUCACCGACAAGAGUUUCACUACAUCGUCGGCGCCGGUGGACAAGCGAGGCAAGCGUAAGAAGGAUAAUUCGGAGAAUUCUCUUCGCCAUUACUAUCGAAUGGAUGAAGAUAGAGGCAAAGAAGAAUCGGAUGAUGAGGAAGAUAGUGAGAGUGAAGAAUCGGAGAAACUCGGUCCGGAGGAAUCGGAUGCUGAGACUAGCGAUGAGUCGGACGCGUCCGAAACGGAGGAAGAGGUGGAGAUGGAGAGUGGUGAAUCGGAGUAUUCUAGUGCCACGGAUGAAGAUGAAGAGGAGGUGGUUUAUGAGGAUUACGAGUCUGAGGAGGAGGAUAUACCUGAAAUUGAAAAGGAGACGCACAGACUUGCUGUUCUUAACAUGGAUUGGAGAUAUGUGAAGGCUGUUGACUUGUUCAUGAUAUUGAACUCCUUCCUGCCAAAAAAUGGUCAAAUUUUGUCUGUGGCUGUUUAUCCGUCCGAGUUUGGACUUCAGCGUAUGAAAGAGGAAGAAGCUCAUGGUCCUGCCCUGUUUAAUGAUGAAAGUAAGAAAAAUGAUAAUGAAGACACUGAUGACGAUGAGAUCGAUGAGGAUAAAUUACGUGCUUAUGAGAAAAGCCGGCUAAGGUACUACUAUGCUGUUGUGGAAUGCGAUUCAAGUGCCACAGCAGAUUAUCUUUACAAAGCUUGUGAUGGUGUAGAGUUUGAGCGCUCGUCAAAUGUGCUUGAUUUGAGGUUUAUCCCUGACUCCAUGGAAUUUAAACACCCACCUCGCGAUGUUGCAACAGAGGUACCUGCUAACUAUAGCAGUAGAGAAUUUCAUACUCGAGCUCUACAACACAGUAAAAUACAUCUCUCCUGGGAUGAGGAUGAACCAGAUCGUGCAAAGACAUUGAAACGGAAAUUUAAUGCUGAUCAGCUAGCAGAUUUGGAAUUGCAACAGUUUUUGGCUUCUGAUGAGAGUGAAAGUGAUGAUGAUGAGGAUGAUAAUGGUGCAGAGGAUUAUUCAGAUAAUAAGCAUAAAAAGCUUGAUAUGUACCGUGCUUUAAUCCAGUCUGGUGAUGGUUCAGAUGAGGAUGGUGAGGAAGAAGGCCAAGAUAUGGAGGUCACUUUCAAUACUGACUUAGAGGAUUUAAGCAAGCGCAUUCUAGAAAAGAAGGAUAAGAAAGAAGAAACAGUUUGGGAGGCCUAUCUUAGUAAAAGACGUGAGAAGAAGAAGGCUAGAAGGAACAAAUCUAAGUACUCAUCAGAUGAUGAAACUAGUGAUGGUGAUCAAGAGGCGACCGAAGAAGUGGAUGACUUUUUUGUUGAAGAACCUUCAGUUAAAAGAAGUAAGAAGGAGUCUCAACUUCAAAAUGAUAAGAAGGGAGAAAAGCAAAGCCAUGGUAUAGAGGGGCAAGCAGAAGCAAGCAUUCAUGAGCUUGAAUUACUACUCGCUGAUGAUAAUGUAGCAGAUAAAGGUCUUAAAGGUUAUAAUUUGAAACCUAAGAAGGUGAAGGGGAAAAAGGGGAAAAAAGUUAAAGAAACCAUGGAUGAGGACGAAAUACCAACUGUUGAUUAUAAUGAUCCUCGGUUUUCAGCUCUCUUCACUUCGCCUCUCUUUGCUCUGGAUCCCACAGAUCCACAGUUCAAAAGGAGUGCGGCUUAUGCUCGACAGUUAGCGAUGAAACAGCAGAUGGGUGAGCGAGAACCGACCGAUAGGGAGCAUAUUAAGGUACCUGCAAAAGUGCAGGCUGAGAAAGACGAGCAAGUGAAAUCAGAUGAUUUGCCGUUGAAGAAAGAGAAGUAUGAAUUGUCAUCACUAGUUAAAUCAGUUAAGAUGAAAUCGAAGCAAGUUAAAUUACUCUCCGAUGGUAACACUAUAAAGAAAGGAAAGGAGAAAGUUGAGAAGGAUGGGCUCGCAACUCUAGUUACAUCAGCUAAGAAAAAGACCAGAGGUCAUCAAAAGUGAAACCCACCUGGACAUUUGUAGAGUUGUUUUUCCUGUCAUCCAGGCAAGUUAGACUCGGAUCAAUCUUUGAAAGCAAGAGGUUGUCCAGAUUUAUCGUGGAUUAAGGGGAACCUUUAGUUUGAUCUCGGCUGUACGUUUUGUAAUACGCAAAAUUUUGAUAUCUUUAAUAUAUAUAUAUAUAUAUAUAUAUAUAUAUAUCUAUAUAUUUUUUGGGGACAUUCCGGCAUUGAAAGGAAUUAAGGAAUUGUACAACUGAAAAUUAUAUAGUGUUGCUAUUUUGCUUUUUUAUAUGUAUUUGUUUUUGUA
Ziziphus jujuba (common jujube) is the source of this 2604-nucleotide messenger RNA. RefSeq names its product pre-rRNA-processing protein ESF1. Lineage: Eukaryota; Viridiplantae; Streptophyta; Magnoliopsida; Rosales; Rhamnaceae. Bases 124 to 2298 code for a protein of 724 amino acids. The record is from RefSeq and is a predicted model, not a curated record. The transcript has 7 exons. Gene Ontology annotation, molecular function: RNA binding. Gene Ontology annotation, biological process: rRNA processing. Gene Ontology annotation, cellular component: nucleus.